AUAAAUUAAGUUCAAAUUUUAUAAAUAUAUAAUAAUAAUAUACUACAUAGGUAGUUGUGGAUAUAUUUAACUCGGCAAAUGUAAUUGUUUGAUAACAUGAAGAUUAAAAUUUUGUACAGUCUAGAUUUAAAUCACUUUGAAAAAUAGACAAUUAAAUUUAAUGUUUAUUUGGAAAACGUAGAGAGAAACGGUAGGCUAUAUAGGGACUCUUAAACAUGUGACUACGAAGUUAUACACAUCAUGAAGAUCAAUGUACAACCUGCCGAAACUGGUGUUUAUAAUGGCGUUGAGAAAGCUUCAUUGACUUGGCAAAAUAUUGAUGUACGUAUAAAACCUAAAGGGUGUCUACCAUGCUUUACAUCUGACGACAUCCCUCGGCGAAAGAUCCUACGUAAUGUAAGUGGUCAUGUAGAAGCAGGAACUUUGUUAGCAAUUUUAGGAGCAAGUGGUUCAGGAAAAACAACUCUUCUCAAUACACUGACAUGCCGUACCAAUAAGGACACUUUGUCAGUGUCUGGUGAUGUGCUGGUAAAUGGUGUAAAUGUAGGGAAUGGCAUCAGAAACAUCUCGGCCUAUGUGCCACAGGAUGAUCUGUUCAUGGGAACUCUCACGGUGAAGGAACAUCUUAUAUUCAGGGCAAUGCUGAGAAUGGACAAAGAUUUAACUAAGUCCCAAAGGCUUCAACGUGUUGAUGACGUUUUGAAAGAACUUGGACUCAACGAUUGUGCAGACAGUCGGAUUGGGAAUCCAGCAACAAAGAAAGGCAUAUCGGGAGGGCAGAUGAGAAGAUUGUCGUUCGCAUCAGAGAUACUGACCAAUCCCCCUCUAAUGUUUUGUGAUGAACCGACUUCCGGACUGGACACAUUCAUGGCGGGUAAUGUUAUACAGAGUUUAAAGGCGGAGUCUAAUGCCGGCCGAACUGUUCUGUGUACUAUACACCAACCGUCGUCGGAAAUAUUUGCCUUAUUUGACAAUAUACUGAUUAUGGCCGAAGGACGUGUAGCAUUCAUGGGAAGAUCUCAAGAUGCUUUAAGCUUCUUCUCGAAUGCAGGGUACCCUUGUCCGAAAACGUUCAAUCCUGCAGAUUUUUAUGUACUCACACUGGCGGUUCGUCCUGGCAAGGAGGAUGGUUGCAGGGAGAAAAUCGAGACUAUAUGCGAUGAAUUCGACUCGUCAACCUUCUGUACAAAUAUGAAGAAACAAUCAGAUAACGUUCCCUCAGAGAUAAAUCAUUUACAAAUAAAGGAUAGCAUUUUGAAUGAAGACAGAUUCAAGGCGUCUUGGCCAGUUCAGAUGAGCACUCUUUUAUCUCGUACGGCAAAAACUACUUUUAGGGACACAUUGAUGUUGUCCAUUAGUAUUGGCGAAACUCUUGGAAUGGCCUUACUGCAUGGGCUUUUAUUUCUCCGACGUGACACCGACCAGGUUGGUGUGAUGGAUAUCAAUGGUGCAUUGUUCUUGAUGAUUCUGAAUUUCUCCGUUACCUCCAUGUAUGCAGUCCUCAAUACAUUCCCAAUAGAGGUGCCAAUAUUUGUUCGGGAAUAUUCCGUAGAUCUGUACAGAAUCGACGUCUAUUAUAUAUCUAAAAUGCUUGUAGAGCUUCCGUCGCACCUUAUCAUGCCGAUAGCCUUCUGUUCUAUUGCCUACUGGAUGAUAGGGUUGUAUUCUACAGUAGAAGCAUAUCUAAUCUUCACAGGCGUCCAGACGGUUGUUGCAAAUGUUUCGGUAUCUUUCGGCUAUCUCAUAUCAGCUGGCUCACCAAACGCUGAAGUGGCAAUAGGAAUAGCAGCCCCUGCUGUUAUAUGUUUCAUGAUGUUUGGCGGACUUUUCAUGAACUCUGACUCCAUUCCAGUGUAUUUUGUUUGGCUCGAAUACCUUUCUUGGUUUAAGUACGCAAAUGAACUGGUCACUCUCAAUCAGUGGGAGAACAUUCAAUCUAUAGAUUGCGAUGCACCAGCGGGUAGCGACGAAUGCCUGUUUAGUGAUGGACAGUCUGUCAUAGAUUAUUUUAAUUAUGACAAGAGCAAUAAGGAGCUGGAUAUUAUACUUUUGUGUGUGAUGCUGGUUGGCUUUCGUAUACUCGGGUUCAUCGUUCUCCUUGUUCGUGCAAAGAUGUCCAGACAUUAGAUAGAUUUAAUCAACUGAAAUAUGCACACAGUUUUCGGGUGGCCAAUACAAACACAUAGUCCUGAUUCUGACAAUGAAAUUGGUGAUCAUCAAAAUAUACCUUUGGAAAUGCUAUAAUGUUUAGCUGUUGUGCUUAUUAUGCACAUUUGCUGUUCAUUGCGAGAGAUAUUUAAGCAAUUAAUUGCAUUUUUGUAGGCUUCAUUUGUGUAGCAAAUGCAUUGAUAUUUGUUAAGGUUGUGCUGUCUCUAUAUUAACUGGUUCUUGUCCCUAAUGUUUUAAGCAAAGUAUGUUGUCUUUUGAUGUUUUUGGUGUUUAUUCACCAUCGUUUUAUGCCCCUCUUCCCCUUUUUACAAAUACCUUCCCCACCCUCUUUUCUCUUUUUUUAUUAUCUCAUAUCCCCGCUUUUGUUAUUGUUUCUAUUUGUGGUUGGCCCACUUUAUGAUAUGUGGCAUUCGCUCUGUUUUUGCCCUCGGCGCCUUCAAAGAAUCUAUGCAUACCUUUUAAUUUUUUAAGUGUGUAAAUACCAUGCACAAACACAACCAUGCAUUUCAUAACUAAAUGAAAAUUACACAAAGCUGAUAUUCACAGCUUUACUUUCCCCUCUCAUUUCCAUUGAUUUAUAGAUAGUUUUAGUAAAAUGCUUAUGUCAUACCUCAAUAAAUGAACAAAGCAAACGUUCUAACAUUGCGUCAUGACGCACAGUUCACAUAUAUAAACAACGUCAUAGUUAUGACGUCAUGGUCGAGUUGUACGACCUGUGAUGCACUACAUCUUUGAAGUCAAUAAAAAACAUAGGCAAUGGAAUUCAAAUGAGUUUUUGGUUGAGUUGAAUUUGAGAAAAUACCUAACCGCAUAGCCAUCUUAACAAUUGCUAUGAAUGUCUGUGAGGGCAAUUUGCGAAACAUCAUUCAAUACCGUCUGCCUGUUCAUCCAUUUUACAGAAGUUAAAAGGUCUACAAAAUAUAUCUUCAGUAUUUAGUUCUCCCUUUAGAUAUUUGAUGACAUAUUCUCAUUUUAUUACAAUAAUGUGUUGGUGUAGUACUUGUUUAUAUUAUGUUACACAAUGUUUUUGGAAACAAUUAUAUGUGUCAAUAAAUGUUUUGUUUUUGUU
Molecule: messenger RNA, 3238 nt
Organism: Mercenaria mercenaria
Lineage: Eukaryota; Metazoa; Mollusca; Bivalvia; Venerida; Veneridae
Product: protein white-like
Exons: 19
Coding region: 241-2127 (628 amino acids)
Cellular component (GO): plasma membrane
Molecular function (GO): ATP hydrolysis activity; ABC-type transporter activity; ATP binding
Source: RefSeq, a predicted model, not a curated record